This is a messenger RNA of Cyanidioschyzon merolae strain 10D, 1104 nucleotides long. RefSeq names its product tRNA pseudouridine 55 synthase. Gene Ontology annotation, biological process: mRNA pseudouridine synthesis; tRNA modification. The transcript has a single exon. Lineage: Eukaryota; Rhodophyta; Bangiophyceae; Cyanidiales; Cyanidiaceae. The record is from RefSeq and is a predicted model, not a curated record. The coding region runs from base 1 to 1104 and encodes 367 amino acids. Gene Ontology annotation, molecular function: pseudouridine synthase activity; RNA binding. Gene Ontology annotation, cellular component: mitochondrion.
AUGAGAACUCAGUUGGCGUUUCUGAGCCUGGUGCGUCCCCUGCGAACCACUGCUCCUGGCGCUGCUGCUGCUGUUUCGACGACUGCUUUUGCUGCCUCCGCCGUCGGUGGCAGCGGUGUUUCUGGUUUUGCACUUGGGCCAGCGCUUGGGUCCAUGCCUGGCUCCCGGAAGCGCUCUCGUGCUGUUAGUGACCUGCGCUGCGCAGCUCGUUCGCCGAAAGAACCCAGUGGCAUCUUGAUCGUCAAUAAACCUCAGAACUGGACGUCGUUCGACGUCGUGAACAAGGUACGCGCAACCCUGGAAAAGUACCUACGACAACACGAGGCGCCCACCGCUGCUAGUCCUCCUGCGGGUGUCGGCAAGUCGUCAUCUGGGUCUGGUGCAGGUCGGCGCUCACGUCGUUUUCGACUUCGCGUCGGACACGGUGGAACGCUGGACCCGCUCGCGAGUGGUGUACUCGUUCUAGCGGUAGGCGCGCAGUACACGCGGCAGCUUUGGGAGUUCCAACGCGGACGCAAGCAGUACCGGGCAACGUUCAAACUCGGCUCAGCGACGGAUACUCAAGAUUGCACUGGUGAAGUGAUAGCGCGCUCGAGUUUUGAGCAUCUCCGUGAAUAUGACGUUGAGGCGCUGAAUCGCCUCCUGCAGUCGGAGGCAUUCCACGGUGCAAUCGUGCAGCGAGUACCAGCCUUUUCCGCAGUUCGCGUGCAAGGUGAACGGCUGUAUGACCUCGCUCGGGCCGGUAAAGCCGAUGCGAUCGGUGAAUUGCCUUCUCGAACGGUCUACGUCUUCGAAGCACGCUGCGAGGCAUUCGACGCGAGACAGGGCACAGGCACCUUGUUCGUGGACUGCUCGGGGGGAACCUAUAUCCGCACCUACAUUGACGACCUGGGGAAAGCUCUCGGCACGCACGCGCACAUGACAAGUCUGGUUCGACUUCGCGUCGGUCCGUACGCUCUUGAUGACGUCUCCAUGCCGUGUCUGCAAACAGAGAAAGAGCUCUCGAAUCCCGAGAAGAUUCUCAGCUGUUUGCAAGCAGUCUCCGUGACUGCACCUCAGCCCGCAUCGUCGCCGGUAGCGAAACCUCCGUCUUCUGCGGCAUAA